AUGACGUACCUCGUUCCUGUUAAGAACGUCGCUUACAACGUGAACACAUCGAAAUUGGGACAUCAUGUGAUGCAGCAGAUCGCUGUGAGUUUAAGGGGUUGGUUAAUAUUUUUGGGGUUUUUUGGUUUUUAGGUAAUAUUUUUAGUUUUUUUCAAGUUUUUGGUAUUUUCAGUUAGUUAUUGUCAUAGAUUUUAAAAUAUUUUUGAUUUUUUAAAUUUUAAAUUUUUUCAAAAUUUUGAAAAUCGAAAUUAAAAUUCAAUUUUAGCAAGAAAUCGCAAAUUACAACAAGGCAUUCCAAGAAGCUUUAGACGACUACAAGAACGGUGGUGGUGAAGGCGGUGACGAAGAUGGAAAGACACUAGCUCCAGCACCUGCUGAACCAACAGCAGCUGCAGGUGGCGGUGGAGAGACACCAGCUCCAGCACCUAGUGAACCUUCAUCAGCACCAGAUGGCGGAGACCCAUCUCAAGCACCUAGUGAACCUUCAGCAGCUCCAGACGGCGGAGACCCAUCUGAAGCCCCUAGUGAACCUCCAUCGCCUCCAGAAGGUGGAGACCCAUCUCAAGCGCCUAGUGAAAUUUCAGCAGCUCCAGGUGGCGGAGACGCAUCUCAAGCCCCCAGUGAACCUUCUUCAGCACCAGACGGCGGAAAUGCAUCUGAAGCACCUAGUGAACCUUCGUCAGCUCCAGAUAAUGGAGAACCCUCUCAAGCCCCUAGUGAACCUUCAUCAGCUCCAGAUGGUGGAGACGCAUCUGAAGCACCUAGUGAUGGUGAAACAACUGCAGAAGGCGAUCCUAUUCAACCUGUUACUGAACCACCAAAUGACGAAGGCGGUGAUCCCCAAAAUAAGAAAAAGAAGAAGCUCUACUUCAAAUACCAACUUGUCAAGCCACGUUAG
Messenger RNA from Bursaphelenchus okinawaensis, 898 nucleotides. The record is from the annotation of a GenBank genome assembly. Lineage: Eukaryota; Metazoa; Nematoda; Chromadorea; Rhabditida; Aphelenchoididae.